AUACCCCUAACAGCUCUGGGCUGUGAACUCAGGAAAGAAGAGAUGAAGAAGAUUAUCUCUAAAGUUGAUGAAGAUGGGUCAGGGAAGAUAAACUUUGAGUCGUUUCUGCAGGUGAUGACUCAGAAAAUGGCGGAACCAUAUUCGAAAGAGGAGAUCCUGAGAGGUUUCAGGCUAUUUGAUCAUGAUGGCACUGGCAAGAUCUCCUUCGAGAAACUCAAGCUGGUGGCUGUUGAGGUUGGGGAGGACAUCACGGAUGAGGAGCUGCAGGAAAUGAUUGAUGAAGCAGAUUUGGAUGGAGAUGGGCAAGUGAAUAAGCAGGAGUUCCUGCGGAUCCUGAUGCUGACUGACCCAUAACUACAUGAUUAUUUUUCUUCUCCUGUUCCAUUGUAAACAAUAGGUAGCAACGUCACUUUUCUCCAACUUCCUUAGCUUUUGUGAGUUUUACUCUGUUGCCUUUUCUAGGCGUGGAAACACACCAAGAUAUUGUUAAUGUUUUAUCUGUGGAGUCGAUUUUUGUGCUCUGCUAUUGCAAGCAGUUUUCAACAUCCCAGUAAACAAUGUUGUUACUAGUUCUAUGUCUGUGUGGGUUGGUUCUAAGUUUGAAAUUGGUUCAAAUUCUCCAGCUAGUGCCUGGAGUUCUCCUUCUUGUAAUUACAGCCUGUUGCUUUUCAGCCUAUCCAAUAAAUUAGUCAAAAUGCUCUUUACUCUCAGAAUACGCUGUAUAACUCUCAGAAGUUAGUACUGAUGUCAGAAACUUCUGUACCUUUCCUGAACUCCUGCAUCUGUGCAAAAGAUAGAGUUCAAGGAAUUGGAUGCAGGGCUUUUGUAAGGUAAGGUAAUGUAUGUCCUAGGCUUUGGAUCCCUCUUCAGAAAAAGCCAUAUGGGAAAAAAUUCUGCAGCUCUGAGGCCAGGAGAUGUAAUGAGGUCUACUAUUUGUUUGUGCUUCCUGCCUAAUAAAAUGCAAAUUCAAGUUGAAUGUUGUUCUGAGGUUGGGAUACUCGCGACAGUUCUCUGAGAGGGAUUCUCUAAGGACCAAGAGACCAGUCAGCAGGCCUUUCAUGAUGGUAACUGUUUUCCCUACUCUCCCUGGCAGCUGCUCUCCCACACUUGGCUGACGCUUUAUAUCUUGGAAGCUUUUACACCUUUGGAAACUUUAUGGAAGACAGCCAAUGGGUUGAGAACGAUUGGUAGGGGGAUCAGUGAAAAAAAGUACCACAGAAAAAAAGUGAUUGGAUAAGCUCCAUUUUCGUAAGAAACCUGAGUAAAAUGGUGGUUUACACGAUUCUGGGCUAUUCUGUCCCUCCCAGAAACGUUGGUGCCCCUCUUUGCAGCACCGCUGCAGCAUGUGGAUAAAUUCCUUCCCACUCUGGUCCUCAGUGGAGUCUUGAAGGGUCCUGCCAUGUUGAUGAGAGUAAAAAUGUGCCAGUGUUUUGAAAAGGAUUUAAAAGCCUGAAGAAUUUGCUUACAAGAGUGACAGAUGAUAGUUGCGGGCUUAGAAAAAAGAUGUCUUACACUGAAAGAACUGAACAGCUCAGUCUGUAAAAGAAUUAUAUAAUGCUACUUGAAUAAUAAUAACCUGUAUAAUGAGAACAUACCAGCUGCCAUCUAAAGGGCUCUUCAACCUAAUGGAGACAAACCUGUCAGUAUCCAGGUGCUGGAGGUAUACUCUUCAACUACAAGAGAGAAAUAAAACAUGGCUUAUUCUAAA
This is a messenger RNA of Struthio camelus australis, 1708 nucleotides long. The record is from RefSeq and is a predicted model, not a curated record. Lineage: Eukaryota; Metazoa; Chordata; Aves; Struthioniformes; Struthionidae.